AUGACUAAUACAUUUACAACAAGCUCUUUUAAUCGGAAAGUAUGGCGUGAUGGUGGUAAUAUUUUUCAUGUAAAUCAAGGAGAAUUUCGAUCUGUUUUUCAACAACAUCGAAAUGUCAAUAUACAAAUCAAUUGGCUUACUAAUGAAAUUUCAUCAUUAAAUCGUCAAAUAAAAUUAGUUAAAGAUCAAGUUUCAUUUAUUAUUCAUAAUCGAGAACAACGUACAAUCGUUCAACAAGAAAACCCAAAUAGAAUAAAUGAUAUAUCAUUGUCAAAAAAUAAUGAUAUUACACAAAAAAUUUCAUUAAAUCAACAAAAUAUUGAUAUAAUAAAAUUACUUUCAUAUGAAUCACUUUUUAAUGAUUAUGUACAAGAUUUAAUUGGUAUAUAUGAAAUAUCAUUAACAACGACAAUUGAAUGUAUUGCUGUUUUUAUUGAACAAAAUUCUAUUGAAAAAUAUCUUUUCAUUAAAUUAUCUAAUGGAAAUAUUGAUACAUAUCAAAUGAAUAAAACAAAAUCAUUAAAAGAAACAUAUUGGAAUAUCAAUCUACCAAUAUCAGUAUGGGUUAGUACUGGAAAAAAACUUGAAUAUUAUCGAAGAUUUAUUCAAAAUAAUGAAACAAAUGAAAUUAUGAACACAGAUCAAUUAAUGAAAAUAAAAAAUCGUCCACAAUUAAAUGAUGUUGAUUUCUUCAAUAUGAUAAAUCCAAUUCUACGCAUGAAGUAUCAUACUGAUCCAUCAAGUCUUUCAUGUAUAUUAGAAGAUUUUUUCGACAAUUUAUAUACUUGUAAUGGUCAAUUAAUCUAUCCUCAUGAAUUAAAAUUUCUAUCUAAUGAUAAAUAUCAAUUUAUAUUUUAUGCUAUUCUGGUGAAUACAACUAUAGAAAAGCAAAUUUAUCCUCUUGCAACAGAUAAUCAUAUACGAUAUGGCGAGCAACUAUUUUUUCUUUUUAAUAAUCAUCCACGAAUUUUAUCAUUAUCACCAUGUACAGAUUGUCUUAGUUCUGAACAAACGUUGAUAUUGAAUAGUGAUCAAAGACUAAUGGAAGAAAAGCCUGAUCAUAUAACUGUUGAAUCACAACAAACUGUCAAUGUUGAACUAAAUUCUUACAUUAUAAAUUCACAAAAUUAUUUCGUCUAUAUUAUUGUAAUAAGUAUUUUAAUCUAUAUAUUAUUGAACACUUAUUUCAGUGGAAAACAACAAACAACAGAAUGUUUAGCAAAAAGAUAUUCAAUAUCAUCACGUCGUGGACGAUAA
This is a messenger RNA of Rotaria sp. Silwood1, 1257 nucleotides long. NCBI's taxonomy places the organism in Eukaryota, Metazoa, Rotifera, Eurotatoria, Philodinida, Philodinidae. The record is from the annotation of a GenBank genome assembly.